This is a messenger RNA of Geodia barretti, 4332 nucleotides long. Lineage: Eukaryota; Metazoa; Porifera; Demospongiae; Tetractinellida; Geodiidae. The record is from the annotation of a GenBank genome assembly.
UCCUCCUCCUUCUCCUCAUCCUCUUUCUCCUCCUCCUCCUUCUCCUCCUCCUCCUCUUUCUCCCCCUCUCUUUUUUCCUCUUCCCCUUUUCGUUCUCCCACCAGUUCUUCUUGUUUCUUAGUCUCCUCCUCCCCAUCCUUUUCCUCUCCUUCCUCUACACUCAAAUAUUCAUCCUCCUCUGGCUCUGUGUGCUCCUCCUCUGGCUCUUGUGCUUCCGGCAAAUCCACUGUCGCACCGACUUCACCUCCACCACUGGCUCCCUCUUCCACUCCUUCCCGCUGCACAGGGUGCUUUCUGCUUUCCUCCUGCUGCACCACCUCUCCACCAUCUCCCUCCUGCUGUGCAGGCUCUGGUGCCACUACCUCGCUCUGCACACCCGUUGCUUCUUCCAUUGUAGUCAUGUCACUAGCCAUUAUCCUACAAAUUGUAUGCAGAGGCACCUCACGUACGCAUGUAGACUACAGCCACCUUGGAAUUCCAUUUAGUGCCCCAAACUGGUAGUCGACUGUACAGGCUCACCUGCGUCGUUAAGCCCGACGGAAAACUAGCUUCAAAGCGGCGUGGAAAGCUUCGGUGAUGCCCUUGCUUCCUGGCGAAUACGCUUUGGGUCUUUCCCUCCACGCGAACCGGGUAUACACACCAAAACCGCCGCUCCGCGCAAGAAAAUACGGGGGGACACGGAGAUAUGCGGAAACAUUUCACGCUAUAAAACCGCGCGGAACAUCUCUGCGUUUCAUGCGUGUGUAUUAAAAGUACGGGCAUCAACAGUGCUAGUGCGCCAGUAGAAGCGUGAGGAUUGUAGGGAGCCAACUUGGCUUUCCUGAAGUUUUGCCCGACGAGUUAGGCCUAUUUUCGCCAGCAACUUACGCCCUAUUCGACCAGCGUCAACUUCUGACGCUCCCCCGUAGUGUGUGUGUGUUAAUCCCGUUUUCCGCCCGACCGUUGUGGGUGUCAACUGAUUUCCCUCCCUCUCUUUCCUACCCACCUGUGAACGACCCCAACACUCGACUUGAGUUUGGAUCCGCACGAUGGCCCAGCAGCAGCAAGAAACAGGCGCCAGCCCCGACAAGCACGCGUUGGCCUCAGUCUUGAGCUAUCUCAGGGACAAACAGCUAAAGGAGACAGAGCAGGUCCUGAAGAGAGAGCUGGGGCUCGAAGGAGCCUCGCAAAUGGACACCUCUUCCUCCAACCUACCACCUGUCCCACAGAGUGAUACUGAGCCUGCAAAGUAUCAGGAGUCAUACUCUAGACCAGCUCCCGCAUCCUCACCUUCUACUGAGGCUGACCUCCAGCCCGCCGCCACCCCACAGCAGCCCCGUCCAGACGACUCUCUGUACACUUCAAUGAGGGAGCCCCCAUCGUCAAACGGGGAAGACGACGACUCCGAAGAAGAAGCCGAAGAGGACAUCUCUGACCCAGCCUCCCCUGAGUACGAGAAACAACGACCCAUGUCCUGGCCCGGAAGUCUUCCCCGCCACCACCUCAUCAAGUUCCCCAGCAGACCUGCAGAACAAGUGAUCCUCAACCAGGCCCCCUUCAGGGCCCAAACUACCACCCCCUCCUCCUCCUCUACCCCUGUUGCAACUCCAGCAGGGAUUGUAUCUCCUCCCUCUCUCUCACCCACCCCCACCCUACCCCUCUGGGCUGUCAGUUGCUCCUCCGCCACUCUCAGGCCCAUAUCCGUCAAUUCCUCUGCCUCCUCUUUUAACUCUUCCACGUCUGUCAUCUACAGCAUGCUUGGCUCGCAGCCUCAGCCGCUCCUUACCCCUCUCCUCACCAUUGUACCUUCCACGGCCCUUGUUUCAACGGCCGCUAUUGCGGCAAAGCCCAUCAAAGCCAGCCCUCCGUCACUCAUCUUCAGUAUGCAGGGAAGACCCUCUAAUCUCCCAGCUCUGACGCGUCCCCUCACUGCGUCUGCCGCCGCUGCAAUUCUACCGCCACACGCCCGGAGUUCUAGCUUUGUGAGAGGCCGUCAGGUUGUAAGCCCUGCAGGGAGUCCGCAGGCCGAGCCAGCCACUGGUCAGACAAUCAUCUCUCCUCUGAACAAGCCACCUCUGCCCAGGGUUCUUGGCCAGGUCCCGGCACAGCGGACUCUUGCAUCCAUCCCACCCUCCGAGAUGACCCCGCAGUACGUGGAACUAAAGGCCUUUGCGGAGGAGUUCAAGACGAAACGCAUCCGUCUCGGCUACACGCAGGGCUCAGUCGGACAGUCCCUCGCCCGGAAGGGCUACAGCAACUUUGCUCAGAGCACAAUCAGCCGAUUUGAGCAGAUGCAGCUGAGCGCCACCAACGCCGCUGCCAUCAAACAGGUUCUGGAGAAAUGGCUCCAGGAGACCGAAUUCCCAGAGUCCGUGCCCGCAAACAACUCCGACGUGCCAAUAGUGGCAUCACGCAAGCGCAAGAAGCGAGCAGUGUUCACCCCACAGACCAAAUCCACACUGGACGAGUUCUUCCGCCAGAACCCGCGCCCCAACCGACAAGCCAUCGAAUCGAUAGCCCAGCAACGCGACCUCCUCCCCGAAGAGGUGCGCGUGUGGUUCUGCAACAAGCGUCAGAAGCAGAAGCAGUCCUCAACCUCCUCGGUCUCGUCCUGCUACUCCGCCAUCUCUCCCUCGUCGAACUGCAGCAACAGUGGGUUCCUGGCCAUCCACUCCCCGUCCCUCUCCCCGAAGCAGCGCUCUCCGUCGCCAAAGACGAGUUUCACCAUCGAGGAGCUGAGCAAGAGCUCUAACAACGGAGGGUGCUCAUCCACCCCGAGCCCCGUCCUGCUCACCAGCCCCUUCUCAAUUUCUCCCACCGCCUUCUCCAUCUCUGCAGCCCGUGCUCAGUCGUUCUUCUCCCUCUACUGGAACAAACAGGAGACUUUCUAUGAGGAGGAGCUCCUGCGAUUAAAGAGAAUUACGUCAUCCCUUCACUUGAACAGCAACGAGCUCGUGGAGCUCUUCACGAGUGGCAAGUUCACCAUCAGGAUGUCCAGUGACUCCUACCAGUGUCUUAAGAAAUACCUGCAGGUGAAGAAUGAGACUCUGCUUCUGAAGAUAAUACAGAGCUUUAUCAACCUUGAACUGUUUGACGGGACGCCGCGGACCAGACUAGAUAUCCGGGCCUCCAUGGGUGCCCUGGAUGGAGAGGCACCAACUAAAGCGAACAAGAGCAAGGUGUUUUGGGGUAUUCCGAGGGACCCAGACCUGGUCGCUGCUCUGCAGGAGUUGGAGGAGGAGGAGAGUGAGAUGGUGGGAGAUGACGAGAAACCAAAGGGAGGGAGAGAGGGAGGGAUGGACGAGAGUGAGAUGGUGGGAGGAGACAAGGGGGGCGAGGGAGGGAGAGAGGGAGGGAUGGACGAGAGUGAGAUGGUGGGAGGAGACAAGGGGGGUGAGGGAGGGAGAGAGGGAGGGAUGGAUGAGAGUGAGAUGGUGGGAGAUGACGAGAAACCAAAAGAAAAAGAAGCCAAAAAAAGACCCGUAUGGAUCUGCAGUCUAACAGGAGUCAGUAUAUCAGAUGACUCCAGUCUCCUGGCCGCUGCCUUCAGCAGUUCUCGUAUCAAGGUCUGGAGCCUCAGUCCUAAGAGACUCUACUCCCUCAAGCCUCCGUCUCAGAUGCAGCAAGUCACUCUCACUGCAGGGAGUGACGUUAGAACUCUGGUGGGUCACGCCGGUCCUGUCUACUGCACAACCUCCAAUGCAGACAACAGUUUCCUGGCCUCCGGCUCGGAAGACGGCACGGGCUCUAGUGACAAGGCUGUCAGACUGUGGGACAUUCUAACCGGUCACUGUGUCAGGAUAUUCACCGGCCACAAGGCAGCCACUUUCACCCUUGCCUUCUCCUCUGAUGGCAAACUACUAGCAUCUGCAGGAGCUGACAAGCGCAUUCUGGUGUGGGACAUUGGCAAAGCCAGCAAAGUCUGUGAGCUGAAGGGACACACAGACACCGUCUAUCAGCUUGUGUUCUCCAGAGACGGCACCAUCCUUGCCUCUGGAGGGCUGGACAACUGUGUCAGGUUGUGGGACGUGUCCUCAUUUGAAGAGACAGGCAAUCGAAACGAACCUCAAGGAAGUUUGCUGGUGAGUCUGCCAACCAAGUCAACUCCAGUACACUCCCUGCACUUCACUCGCAAGAACCUUCUGCUGGUGGCCGGGCCAUAUACUGGAUAACUAACCCGAUCGAUGAUCAUGGUGCUGCAGUUGAUGUUAUAGCUAUUGUAGGGGCACAUUACACACUUCUCUUGGGGAUGAAUAGCUACACAUUAGUAUACACACAAAUAAUUAUUGUUGAAUAACUCUUUCGAGUAUGGUAUGUUGUAUAUACAUCACACUCUUCUAUAAUGAAGUGUAU